Messenger RNA from Euleptes europaea (tarantolino), 688 nucleotides. It is a transcript of the gene MAGIX, whose product is annotated as MAGI family member, X-linked. Lineage: Eukaryota; Metazoa; Chordata; Lepidosauria; Squamata; Sphaerodactylidae. The record is from RefSeq and is a predicted model, not a curated record. Bases 215 to 619 code for a protein of 134 amino acids. Gene Ontology annotation, molecular function: protein binding. The transcript has 6 exons. Gene Ontology annotation, cellular component: cytoplasm. Gene Ontology annotation, biological process: signal transduction.
UUCUCCGUCUGGCACCUGAAAAUGCUGGAGCAAGUCCAGUCCGUCCUGCGCCACAUCCAGGAUUUCAAGCCCAGUUCUUUGUUGCCCCAUCAGGAAGAGGGCCCCUCGCAUCAAGAGGACGGAGGACUUCUUGCACGGCUGUCCCAUGGGGACGUCGGGGGCAUCUUCCGCCAAGCGGGCAGCCGGGUUCGAAUGAGGGUCCGGAAUCGCAAGGAUGCAGGAGACCGGCCAAUACUCCGUGGAGCUGGCGCGAGGACCGAAAGGCUUCGGCUUCAGCCUAAGAGGCGGCAGUGAAUACAACAUGGACAUCUACGUCUUGGCCCUCAUGGACGGUGGACCAGCCCAGCAGUGUGGCAAGAUCCAGGUGAGCGACCAGCUGGUAGAGAUCAACGGGGAGCCGACGGCGGGCAUGACGCAUGCGCAAGCGGUGGAGCAUAUCCGGAACGGGAGUAGCCGGAUACGCCUGGUGCUGAAGAAGGGCAACGGUUUCAUUCCCGAUUAUGUCUCCAUCUGUCUCCGCCCCACAGGGCAGCCGCUGGCCAGCCUGGUUCUCUGCGUGACCAACUCCCCCCGGGGGGAGCCCUGCUUCUGCCUCGUGGGACGGGUCGAGAAUAAAUGACCACGAGUACACCCAGAGUCCUACUAAGCUGCGGCAGGAGCCAGAGGCAGAGGACAAAGCCAGGCAGCG